CACGCUUAGCUAUGGUUGUACGCACGUACCCGUUUAAAUUAGCAUUGCGUAGGCCUGUGUUACAGUAAGUGCCCUUAACUCUUUGUUCUUUGUAUUUAUAUUUGUUUUGUGUCUGAUUUCAGUAGCCUUGACUAGACAUACAAUGUUUCACUGUUAGCAAACCAAUUGUUCUGAAUGUCGACACUGUUUUGCAUAUGGCAACAUAACUUAUGAAUACAGCUGGACAUGUCACGUAAAGUUGUGUGCUUCCCUAUGUUGCGAAACACACAAGCAAAUAAAACAAAUGUAAAACCCGUGUUUUCCCUUUAGAGGUGGGUGUAUUUCAAGGCCGAAUUUUUAGAUGUUGCCUGUAGGUGCCUCAUUUGGCCGGUAACGUCAUGUGGAGGAAUGACUAGCAAUGUUGCCAAUCAAAAGGGAUACUAACUGGAAAAGUAUUAACUUUAAAGUACGUUUACCACUUAAAACACAGCUACAAAGAUGAGACAUCUCAGAUUAAAGCAACAUUUGUGUAAGAUAGUAUGAGACCAGUGUUGGAUUGUAGCCUAAACUGCCCUGCAGACGGACGCACCUGGGUACCAUUUGGAGACGGAUGUUACUACUUUGUCCACGGAGAAGAAGACACAAUCAAAAGCUACACUUUUGAAAGAGCAAAAACACUCUGCCAAGGAUUUGAGCUUUUGACCAUCCAGAGCGCUGAGGAGAAUGACUUUGUCAUUAAAUAUAGCCCAGCAGUGUGGAAAAACAAUGUCAACGUGUGGCUGGGAAUGUAUUAUGACACAAACAGUGACGACAUGAGGUGGUUCGGUGAGCAACCUGUAGGAUUCAGUAACUGGGAAGACAUCUUUUCUUCAUCAGACCUCGUGCCCUUGGAUACAUGUGUGGCUCUGCACAGCAACACAGGAAAGUGGGAAAAUGUCAGCUGCCUGGAACAGGCGGAGAAUGGAGUGGUCUGUGAGACAAAUCAGAAGGCAGAGGAAGCCAAGCCGAAACCCAGUGCACUGCUGUCCGCUCUGGUCAUUCUCAGCGUGGUGGCUAUCAUGGGAGUCUCAGCAGUCAUUUGGUUCCUGCAGCAUAAGUACAACCUUGGCUCCACUAUCCUAACGGCAUUCGAGUACCACCCCCCGUUCCGAGUCGUGGACACAGACCGGUCCUGUCUGGUGGAGGCUGAGGAGACUGACAGCGUGCCAUAGGAGAACCUUCCCUCUGUUCCACAACAGGAAGCACCAGGCCCUCCUCACUGGGUCCGUGUUCAUGCAUAGAGAAAACAGUUACUGUAGUAGUUUUGGGAUAACACGUUACACACAUGACUCAGAAUGGCUUACUCUAAUACUAACGUCUGACUGUUGCACAUUAACAUCUCACUGCUUCUGCUUUUUUUUUGUCAUCUGCACUAAUGAACAAUCAUCUGUACAUUUUUCAGAUUGGUGCAUCAGCAACUUUGCAGUCUGGUCUACAUGUCGUGUGUAACAUCAUCAUUAUCAGGCACUACACAUUACUUGAUUACCUUUGGUAUCAGUAUUUCUCUCUUGCAUAUUCAAAGUAACUAACUAUUGCUCAUGGAAGGGAUUAAAUAAAGAGCAAAGCUUUCAUACUUUUUGUGAGCAGACAGAAAUGUUCAGCGAUUUAGUAUUGCAUUGCCAUAAACCUUGAGGGACUAAAAAGAGGAAGAUUGAAAUAAGAAUGGGCAAUUGAUGCAGCAGAGAGUGAGAUACCCUGAUGUUUAGUCCCUAGUGUGUAUCAAGCUCCAAAAAUGCUGCCUUCUACAUUUCACAUAAUGCAACCAAUCGCAUGCUUCCGUUAGAGCCUGACUGGCUGGUAAAUGCUCAUGUCUUUUAAAUCAGUGGAGUCCCUUUUAAGCAGUAUUCAAAGAAACAGGAAUUCUUAAUCGCAGGCUAUCAAGGGCACAUGUAAAUAGUUUGAUCCGAACAAAAACCCAGCUUGAGUUUGAGCAAUUGUCUUGUUAUUUCACACAUGUAAAUGUAGCAAGUGAGGUAGAUUUGCAGUCCGUAAAGCAGAUUCUUUUCCAGCUAAAAUAUCAUUUUGAAAUGGAAAGCUGUCCUGAACCAAUACUGCUAGAGAACAUCCUGACAUGUUUCCUUGCAUUAUGUAUGCUUGAGUUUUUAUUGUGGCAAGGUAUGAGACUUGCCAAAAUAUAACCAGUAAAGCUAAAUUUUGUUAGAAAUCAUAACACUGAUGAAACUGUCUGCAUUCAUUCCAGGAUAUUUUCAAGUUGGCUUUCAUGAUGAUAAUUCUACAUUCACAGUUCUCCCGUCCUUUAUUCACUCGUCAAAAGACCAAUAUGUAUUUUUUGUGUUUCCUUGCUGCCUCAUGAAAUCCAAUCUUGGCAUUAUCAUUGCUUUAUUUUUAGGAUGUGGUCAUGAUUUUGGUGUUGGAAAUAAGUCCUCCUGUGGCAAUAAAGACAAUCGAUAUUUGGCUAUGUGAUGGGCAUAGUUUAGAAUGAUGACAAGAUACUUAUAUUACGUUGUGUAAAAUACCCCUCUUAAUACUUAUGUACACUUUUAACAGCAUAAAUGCUUUUGUGCAAUAUUUGAGAUUCAUUUGGCAGGAUCUGAGCCCCUGUGUGUUUUCAUAAUAAAGUAUGUGUAACUAUA
Sander lucioperca (pikeperch) is the source of this 2612-nucleotide messenger RNA. It is a transcript of the gene cd302, whose product is annotated as CD302 molecule. Bases 519 to 1190 code for a protein of 223 amino acids. Gene Ontology annotation, cellular component: external side of plasma membrane. The transcript has 6 exons. The record is from RefSeq and is a predicted model, not a curated record. Gene Ontology annotation, biological process: biological process involved in interspecies interaction between organisms. NCBI's taxonomy places the organism in Eukaryota, Metazoa, Chordata, Actinopteri, Perciformes, Percidae. Gene Ontology annotation, molecular function: fucose binding; D-mannose binding; signaling receptor activity.